Drosophila simulans is the source of this 2847-nucleotide messenger RNA. It is a transcript of the gene Haspin, whose product is annotated as serine/threonine-protein kinase haspin homolog. Gene Ontology annotation, biological process: protein phosphorylation; intracellular signal transduction; mitotic cell cycle. Gene Ontology annotation, molecular function: histone H3T3 kinase activity; ATP binding. Lineage: Eukaryota; Metazoa; Arthropoda; Insecta; Diptera; Drosophilidae. The transcript has 5 exons. Gene Ontology annotation, cellular component: nucleus; cytoplasm. Bases 101 to 1798 code for a protein of 565 amino acids. The record is from RefSeq and is a predicted model, not a curated record.
AGUUGUUAUCGGUAAAAAACAAGUUUUACGUUAUCGAUUACGGCUGUUAUCAAUCGAAAUGAUUUAAGAAUUACAAAAAAAAUUUCGAGCAUUUAAUUUAAUGCUGAGAAGUGUCAAAACAAAAAUGGAUUUUUUAGAGGAAGGUAGAUGGAAAGAUCCGUUUGAUGAACUUUUGGACUCCAGAACGAAACUAAGUAAAAUGAACAUAGUAAAACAAAAUGUAAGAGUACCCUAUAACAUUGACUCCAGUGUUGAAAAUAGCAGCUACAUAGAAAUAAAGGAACCAAAUUACGAAAACGAACCUUUAACUUUUGAAGAUUGCUCUAUAAAAGUGUACUGCCCCAGUGAUUCUAUAUCAACUCCUUGCGAUAAACGAUUAGGAGGCACAGUAUUAUUUCAAUCCGAUCUCUCUCCAAUUACUCACUUAAAACUUGAAGGGGUUGAACACAGUAGAGACAAAUGCGCUGAUACUAAAGAGUCAGAUUUAUAUGUAAAUGUUGAUAUUCCUUUUCAAAACAUAAUUGCCAGUCCAAAAAAAGGCCCUAAUUUCGGGAAAAAGCGAUUAAGUAACUCAAAUGAGAUGGUUACUGUUGUGCACCCUUCGAUUUCAUUAAAUCCAGGAAAAUGGAGAAAAUCGCUAAACAAUUUUAUCAGAUCUAAAAUAAACGAAACAAAUUUCACGAAAAAGGUAGAACAUCGAAGUUCAAUAUGCCAGGAUCGAAAAUCAUUAGUUUUGAAAGGUGAACAUAAAUUUGAGAAUAAAUGUGAAGAAGAUGUUCUUAAAUAUUGCCAUCAGUGUACACCACUUCCCUUUAAUGCUACAUACGAACAAUAUAAAUUAUUGAAUUCUAAAAAGAUUGGCGAGGGGGCUUAUGGAGAAGUAUUUCGUUGCUCGGCAAAUCAAAAAGUAUUAAAAGAGCAUAUCUCUGAUAUUGUAUUAAAGAUUAUACCUUUAGAGGGUUCCACUGUAAUAAAUGGAGAAAAGCAAAAAACAUUCAGUCAAAUUUUACCAGAAAUAAUUAUAACUAACAAAAUGUGCAGCCUUCGAACAAGUAAAACUAAUUCUACGAAUGGAUUUGUGAGCAUACGCAAGGUAUCACUAGUUAAAGGAAGGUAUCCACCACAUUUUAUAAAUCUUUGGGAAAAGUAUGACAACGAAAAGGGAUCUGAGAAUGACCAUCCGGAACUUUUUGGAGACAAUCAACUUUUUGCAGUCCUAGAACUAAAGUUUGCAGGAAGUGACAUGGCAAAUUUUAAAUUUUUAAAUUCCGAACAAUCAUAUUACGCUUUAAAACAGAUUAUUCUAGCGCUUGCUGUUGGUGAAGAAGCGUAUCAAUUUGAGCACAGGGACCUUCAUUUGGGAAACAUAUUAAUUGAAUACACCAAUAAGAAGCACGUAAUUUGUACAUUCAAAAACACUAAAUUAACUGUGCCUUCAAAAGGAGUGAACGUUACUAUUAUUGACUACACUCUUUCAAGAAUUACAAUUAAUGACUGCUGCUAUUUUAAUGACCUCUCAAGAGAUGAGGAACUUUUCCAGGCAACAGGAGAUUAUCAAUACGAUGUCUAUCGAAUGAUGCGGAAUGAGGUUAAGAACAACUGGUCAUCGUUUUCACCAAAAACAAAUAUCAUAUGGCUGUCAUAUGUUAUCGUUAAGAUACUGGAUAGCGUGAAAUACAAAAGUAUCAAUACGAAGGUUCACAGGAUGUACAUUAAUAAAAUAAAGGAAUUGCAAAACAUUAUAAUGACAUUUCAAAGUGCUUCUCAAUGCGCAAAUUAUUUGUUUAAUUUAAAUUAAGAUGUAUGUUACUGAUUAAAAAAGGUUUCAAAAUAUAUUUAAAAGUGAACUUAAAAAAAUUCAACAUAAAACAAUCUCUUAGGAAUUAAAACGACACACGCACUCAUCGGCAAUGUCAACAAGACGAGCGCCGGCUCUCUUUACGCAACAAUGCAUACUUUGAUUUCGUCUCGCCGCAAAUUGAUGAUCGAGCACCCUCACUAACUCGAAAAAAAACUUUUGCUCUCUGUGAACGAUAGACCGCGUUCUUGCUCUCCCUCUCUGCCUGCUUCGGCACACAAGUCGUGGAGCGAAGAGACAGCCUCUCCUACCCCUCUCUACAUUCGGCACCAAACGAACAUUCCGGGAAACUGUAACACUGAUUUAACAAGUGUCACUACUACCACGACAGCAACUUCGUCAGCGGCUCAACUAAUUAUCGCAGUGCCAGCUGUUAGUAUUUCAGCAACAAAAAAGAACCAAAACAAAAGCAGAAGACGAUUCCGACUGUGCAGACUGGUAUGGAUCGCUACAUCGAAAUCAAGAAAAAACUCAGGCCGCAAAACAAUAAAGCGGUUAAUCAACCCGAAAUAAAAAAAGCCAAUGAAAACUCUGGAGUUAACAAUUCAAACCGAUAUGCUAUAUUGGCGGAUUCUGCGACCGAACAACACAAUGAAAAACCAAAAAAGACCACGGCCUCCACCUAUAUUUAUACGAGAACAGAAUACAAACGCACUCGUAAAUAAACUCGUUGCAUUGGGUGGUGACAGCGAAUUCCACAUUAUCCCGCUUAAAAAAGGAAAUAUUCAUGAAACAAAACUACAGAUUCAAACAGAAGCAGACCACCCUAUAGUGACUAAAUACCUAAAUGAAACAGCGUGUGGCUAUGUAAAGCAUGUGCCUUGUAGUUGGUGAUCUAUUGGACUGCCACUCCUUUUGUGGGCGUUGUUUGUCUAAUACCAGCCGUUCGACUUCCGAAAUCAUAUCCCCGACGGAGCAGGGACCCACCCACCACUGGAGAUCGAACUAAUAUGUAAAGUGAAUUAAAAUAUAGAUCAAGAAAACGAAAA